This is a messenger RNA of Physella acuta, 3090 nucleotides long. RefSeq lists its product as uncharacterized. Lineage: Eukaryota; Metazoa; Mollusca; Gastropoda; Physidae. Gene Ontology annotation, molecular function: protein tyrosine phosphatase activity. Gene Ontology annotation, biological process: protein dephosphorylation. The record is from RefSeq and is a predicted model, not a curated record.
AUGUUUGAAAGAGAAUUAGGUAAAGCUUUGCCUCCAAAUCGACACUCACAAAUGAUAUCCGCUUUUGUAAAGUUUACAGUUUUUGUUGGAGUCACUCUAGGCGCACCGGCUAUAAAAUGUCCGACCGGCUGGUUCGGCUCUAAGUGCCAGUAUAUGUGUCACUGCAUGCCAAAUACACCAUGCAGCGCUACGGGGGACUGUAAAUACGGAUGUGAAUACGGCUACUUUGGUCACAAGUGCCAGUAUGUGGAUUACUAUAUGCAUUUUGACCCACGUGUAAGAGUUAAUUUGACUGAUUGUGACUUCCACGAUAAAGUACACGUAGGGUAUUUUAACAACUAUUAUCUGUCGCACUUUACGUGGGCUCGAUUCAUUUAUAAAGGAAGAAACCUGGCUCUAAAACAGCAGGCAACAGACCCUAUCACAGUGGAUGGGGAUACAGGCAACUCCAAUUGUUUGAACUCUAGUAGCUGGAGAGUUUCCUUGGCUAGACCAUCUUAUAUAAAUAGCAUCAUCAUCCACACCGACAAUGAGAAUACGAGAGAGUCGCUUGACCUUGGCACUAAGCUUGCAGAGAAUUCCGGUUGGGUUUGGGGAUUUCUGAAUAGUGUAUAUUUCAACUAUUACGGCCGAGUGUGGGCUAUACCUAGCAUUGAUAAUGAAGCAGAAGUGUCGGAAUUGGAAAUCCGUGUUCGCAGUAACAAAACCAUUCUGUUUUGUGAAGUGGAGGUUAUCGGAGUGUGUGUUGCUGACAAUGGUCAGACAUUUGCCAUUAAACUUGCCUAUUUGUCUACCACAACAGACAUCCUAUGUGCCCCCUUUCAUUUUGGCCUGGAGUGUGAGCACGUCUGUUCUUGCCCGUUUCAGAAAAAAGACUGUGAUGGUCUUCAGGAAUGUUAUGUGCCCCAUAGACACGAAUGGAAUUGUAGAUAUGUCUGCAUCAAUCCCUAUUUCGACCAAGGAUGUGCCUCUAUGCACCAGCGUACGUGUCGACCGGAGUUCUGUCACAAUGUCGAGAGCUCAUGCUUGGAGUGCAUGCCACCAUAUAGGGUGUGCGAAAACGAUGCUCAGCAUAAAUACACGGACAUUGCCAACCCGCUUAUUAGAGACUGCGAACAUGGAACCUACGGCCAGGGUUGUGGCUUAAACUGUAGCGUCAAAUGUGAGAAUCAGACCUGUGACAGCAUCACAGGCCGGUGUUUGAGUUGUCCCCCUGGAUGGCGGGGAGACUACUGUGAACAGGAUUGUGAUAAACACUACUACGGAAAAAACUGUACGGAAACUUGCAGCGAAAACUGCGUCGACCAGCUGUGUAACAUAACAGAUGGCGUCUGUCUAAGCUGUCCUGUUGGGCGUCUGGGCGACUUCUGCGAUGAAGAUUGUGAUAAACACUACUACGGAAAAAACUGUACGGAAACUUGCAGCGAAAACUGCGUCGACCAGCUGUGUAACAUAACAGAUGGCGUCUGUCUAAGCUGUCCUGUUGGGCGUCUGGGCGACUUCUGCGAUGAAGCAUGUAGCGACACAACGUUCGGGCCCAACUGCAAACAACAAUGUGACCCUGAUUGUGUGUACGCAGCCAUUGAGAACAAACGCCUGUGUGACGUCAUCACCGGAGAUUGUGUUUUAAAAAGCAAAUUUCCAGCUGACCCAAAUGUUCCUAAAGAUGUGGCCGAGACGGGCUUGCCAAGAGAAAAAUUGAACAGUCAGGACAAGGACUCGAUCGAAAAAGGAAAACAGUUAAGACGGAGGCUGUCGAAGUCUAUACCGACUGUGUAUGUUGGUAAAAAAACAUCAGAGAAAAAGGACACAGAUGGUACCUAUGACCAUGCAUGCAUCAACGUCACACCGUGGCCUGAGAAAAGUCCUGUCAAUUUGCUCAGCCCCUCAUUCCUGGCGUUGGCUAAAGAAGAAAUAAUAUUAUCACAAGCUCCGGUUGCUGCGACUGAGGUUCUCUUUCUCAAUCUGCUGUGGGACAAACAAGUUGCAAAAGUCGCCAUGGUCAACACAGGCAAAAACGAUAAUGAAGACAGCUACUGGUCAAUGAAAGAUCAAAACAUUAAUUGCUAUAGAGUGAAGACGGUGAAAACAGAAGUUUUUCUAGAUUAUACUAUUCGGACUUUGGAAAUUACAAAAGACGACAACCCGCCACGUCAGUUGACCCACUUCCAGUACACGGCCUGGCCAGAAGACGGGUCUGACCCGUGUAUGUGGAGUUUGGUUGACUUUGAACAUAAGGUCUUCUUCAACACUCUGGAAACUGUCACACUGGUGCAUUCUGGGACGGAUACAACGAGAAGCUCCGUGUUUAUAGCUCUACACGAUUUGAUCCGUCAAGCCAAGCUGAACCAAGCCGUGGACUUUGUCGACACGGUGUCUAGACUCCGACAAGACAUGCCCAACACGGUUCAAACAUUUGAGCAGUACAUGUUCCUGCACCACGCCGCGCAGGCUGGCAUCGCCUGUAUAGGCAGCUACACACACAUCAGCGCCAUCUUCCUCAAAGUACAUCUCAUGGGGAACGUUGUCAACGGGAAAAAUAAUUUUGAAAAUGAAUUCAAUAAUCUGUUUAGUUUUGAGACACAACUUACUGGUGGUGUAGGGGACGUUACCCAAGAUCCAAAAGACAAAAAGUAUCAACCUCUUUUACAAGUGGAUUCCCCCGGAGAAGAGGGCUAUAUCAAUGCUGUCACAUUACCUAGCCUGUACACCCAGACCAAACAGUUUCUGACCCAGCUGCCCAUGCCCACUACGGUCAAUGAUUUCUGGAGACUGGUCACACAGUAUAACGUCUCCUUGAUUGUUGCUUUUAAAUCCUAUGAAAAUGACAAGUCCUUAGCUAUCUACUUACCUGAAGAACAAGGCCAGCCGUUACAAUGUGGGAACAUAGCUGUCAAUGUCGAGUCAGUAACAACAGCACCAACAUGGACAGAAAUGAAGCUUACCGUUAAGGGGAAACAAACGCAAGAAGUGACUCAUCUCACGUUUACAGAGCGUCAUAUCGAACCCAAAAAGUUCCUGCCGUUUGUUCAAUACGCGCGAUCGUUGAGAACUCCGGAUAAGUCAGUAGUUUACACGUGCAGAACUUAA